Molecule: messenger RNA, 559 nt
Organism: Pseudomassariella vexata
Lineage: Eukaryota; Fungi; Ascomycota; Sordariomycetes; Amphisphaeriales; Pseudomassariaceae
Exons: 2
Coding region: 125-433 (102 amino acids)
Source: RefSeq, a predicted model, not a curated record
AUCAGGAAGGUCUCUUAUGGUAUUCCCGGCCGCACCCUGCCGCCUACUUGCGUGUUUAUCAUUCCAUUAAAACAUCCGAUUAUCUUGACCACCAAGGUUUGGGUCGAUCGAGGGUAUUGUUAGAAUGACGAAACACACAACACCAAAGAAAGAUAAUAUGCAUACCCCUACCGAGGACUGGACUCAAGUAACGGAUCGGGGGACACGAAGACGGAUACAAAAUCGUAUCUCUCAGCAGAAGCAUCGUAGGUUCUAUAUUUUCUCUUUUGUAGGUUCUAUAUGGUGUUCCACCUGGGAAGGGGGUGGAGAGUGGCGCCGAUCACUGAGGAGAUAUUCGGCAUUGCCGAUUCUCAUCAUAUAUGAUGGACGUUAUAGUGGUGCAAAAGGGCCCGCACUGGCGAUUCCGAUAGCAAACAGCGAAGCAGCGAGUUGAUAUGGACACAGCCUCACACCAACUCGCGGCCACCGCCGCGAGUGCGAGAUCAAGCAUCCAACAGCGGAGAGAGUGUUUGGUCACAAUCCUCGUCGGCUAGAUCACCGCAGCUCCUUGCUGUGAUCU